Molecule: messenger RNA, 459 nt
Organism: Rotaria sp. Silwood2
Lineage: Eukaryota; Metazoa; Rotifera; Eurotatoria; Philodinida; Philodinidae
Source: the annotation of a GenBank genome assembly
AUGCGUGAUUUCACAAGUUCAAGUAAUUAUUUUGGUUUGGAUGAAAUCAAGAUCUAUGACCAACCUUGUGAUUCUGGCAUUACGACAACUACCACUGAGCCACCAAUUACCGAAUCAACAACAACUACUACUGAAACGCUGACUACAGAGUCAACAACAACUACCACUGAGACACCGGCUACCGAGUCAACAACCACUACCACUGAAACUCCGACUCCCGAAUCAACAACAACUACUACUAAAACAUCAAAUACCGAGUCAACAACAACUACUACUGAAAUACCGACUACAAAAUCAACAACAGUUACCAGUGAAAAAUCAACUACCGAAUCAAUGACAACUACCACUUCAUUACCUGGAACCUCUACCUUUACAUCAACAACAACUACCUCAUUAUUACCCAAAACAACGACUACUGUACGAACGUCAACAAUGUAUGUUUUAUCUUUGAAUCUUUGA